Molecule: messenger RNA, 942 nt
Organism: Macadamia integrifolia
Lineage: Eukaryota; Viridiplantae; Streptophyta; Magnoliopsida; Proteales; Proteaceae
Exons: 3
Coding region: 174-725 (183 amino acids)
Source: RefSeq, a predicted model, not a curated record
AGUGUUCAGAAAAUGAGGAUUUUUUUUUUCUUUCUGGGGUGCCCAAUUUGCAGAGAAAUGAAUGGAGAAGGGAAGGGAAGAGAAAAGAAGGAAGAAGCUCGGAUGGAUUAUAGUCCAUGGGGUGCUCUGUUUGUUUUGGGAAAACAAUCGUAAGCUUUGCUGAAAGAUGAACAAUGGCUUCACUUGGCAAGCUUUGUGUAGGAAGACCCACUUUUCUUUUGCCUUCUACUUUUCUUGGUUCACCACGAAAUCUUCAAAGAAGCUCAUCUGCAGGCGGCCCAGACUUGAAGUGUUACCGAAGUGGAAGAUGUAUCAGGAGAAGAUUAACUGUCUAUGGUUUUCUGCCAGUUGAUCCAUGGGCACCCACCAUUGAUUCUGCGAGCGUAGCUUCACAGCUGUUUGCUGUUUCUCUCUUCCCUUACUUGGGUUUCUUGUAUUUCAUCACCAAAUCGAAGUCUGCUCCAAAGCUCACACUCUUCGGAUUCUACUUCUUACUAAUUUUCGUGGGAGCUACAAUCCCUGCUGGAAUUUAUGCCAAGGUGCAUUACGGUACUUCUCUGUCUAAUGUCGAUUGGCUUCAUGGUGGAGCUGAGUCUUUGCUCACUCUCACCAAUUUGUUUAUCGUGAUUGGAUUACGUGAAGCUCUGAGAAAGAUUAAGGAUGAAAAGGAAAGCACACCAGGAGUUCUUCCAAGGAUCAAAGAAGAGGAGAAAUCUUCUGUUUAAAUAUGGGAGAAAUUGUAGUAUUGUACUGCUUCUAAACUCUUAUCUUGUGUUGGCAUUUUGUUGAACUAAACCAUUUUAAUUUUGGUUUCCCAUUGCAUUUCAGACCUCAAGUUGAAGUUAGCUCAAGUCCUCCUGGGUAUGUUCCUUAAAUCAUGAAGCUGUUUGUAUUAUUUAUUGACCGUUGGUAAUGAUAUAAGAUGAGCUUAUGUUCUGUGAA